Messenger RNA from Brassicogethes aeneus, 2150 nucleotides. Lineage: Eukaryota; Metazoa; Arthropoda; Insecta; Coleoptera; Nitidulidae. The record is from the annotation of a GenBank genome assembly.
CCCGCAUUUGUUUCGCGACCGUUGCUUGAUCGGUUUGAUUUUCGGAUAGUUUUUCUUUCGAAAUUUGCAAGAUUUGUUCAGUUCUUAUCGCGUCGUGCUCUCUCUGACUAGAGAGGUAAAUCGAAGUCAAUACAAACCCAGUAAAAAUGGCUAGUUUAAGAAUACACGAAGACCAAGAAAACCGCGUCCCCGACAUUCGGCAAAAACAAACCAAUGUGCAACAAAAAAGGCGAGUAUUAGGGGUCAUCGACGCCAAUAAACCAUUGAAUGUACAAAAGAAUCUCAAGGGAAAACAGCCUCUAGGUGUGCAGAAUCCUAUUGCUAACAACAAGAAAAAUGAAGCUGAAAAUGUGGUCCAAAGGGAAAACAAAAAAAAACCUCGUCAAUCCUGUGGUCCCAGUCGCCCAAUUUGAAGCCUUCAAGGUAUAUGAAGAUGAAGAACGUAUGGCUAGAAUUGACAAGAUACUUAAGGAAAAAUGCAAGAAUUCAAAGUCUUUUUAUAAAGGAACAGCUGAAGAUAGAUUCCUAACAAAGACUGAAGUUGCUGAAAUGGAAAGGAUUCGUAAAGAGAAAGAAGAAGAGGAAGAUUCAAAGGAUCGUCUUGAGGAUGUUGAAUUGGACAUUUGUCCAAUGAGUAUUGAAAAAAACUUUGAUGAUUCCAUUGAAUUAGCUGAGGAUGUUAUCAUUAAGACUGGCAAAAGAAAGGAUAUCUUCUUUGAAAUGGAAGAAUACCGUGAUGAUAUCUUCAAAUAUUUGAGAGAACAUGAAUUGGUAAAUAGACCAAAACCAGGCUACAUGAAGAAACAGCCUGAUGUAAACUCAAACAUGAGAACCAUUUUAGUAGAUUGGUUGGUUGAGGUUGCAGAAGAAUACAAAUUGCAAACUGAAACCCUGUAUCUGGCCAUUAACUAUAUUGACAGAUUUUUAAGUUACAUGUCUGUAGUUCGAGCUAAAUUGCAGCUUGUUGGAACUGCUGCAAUGUUUUUGGCUUCAAAAUAUGAAGAAAUCUACCCACCAGAUAUUGGUGAAUUUGUUUACAUCACUGAUGAUACUUACAAUAAGCGUCAGGUGAUUCGUAUGGAGCAUCUCAUCUUGAAAAUCUUAGGAUUUGAUUUGUCUGUUCCCACUCCAUUGACUUUUAUUCACGCUAUUUGCGUUUCCAACAAACUGACUGAAAAAACUCUCUAUUUGGCAAUGUAUCUCGGUGAAUUGUCAAUGUUAAAUGGUGAAGCCUACUUGGAGUUUCUACCUUCCACAAUAGCUUCUUCUGCAUUGGCACUGGCUAGACACACUUUAGGACAAGAACCAUGGACUGAACAUCUUUCAAAAUACACAGGGUAUGAGUUAAAUUCAUUGUUGAAAUGUAUUGAAUUUUUGAACAUGAUGUUCAGGAUGUCGCCCACUAGCUCACAGCAUGCCAUAAUGGACAAAUACAGGAACAAAAAGUAUUUGAGUGUAUCAAGCUUGAAACCAAAUCCCAAGCCAAUCUGUUAAGACUGUAUUUUAUAUAACUGAUUUUGUUUAUCUAAAUAACUGGGACGAAUGUGCCUUGAUUUUACUUAUUUUAACUAUUAUUUUUAAGUGUUUUCACUGAGCCUGCGUGAUUUUGGAGUCCAGGCCAAUAUGUUUGAAUAAAACUAUAUGUAAUUUUAAAAUAAGCCAUAUUUUCCAAUAAGUAGAAGUGAUCUGCACAAUGACGUAUAUAUAAUAUCAACUGUAUUAAAAUUAGCAAAUUAUCAGGGGCAUUUUUACAGUUUACGACUUAGCCAAGUAUUUGUGCGCUUAUUUUAAUAAUUUGUUAAUUUAUAAUUUAGAUACUGCCAAGUGAUAAUACCUUAACAUUGUUAUCAAAUUUUUUAUUAUUGAACUCGACCACUUUGUUUUAUAACUGGACUUGAAUUUGAUGAGAUUAACCUAUCAGCAGCCAUAAUAGUAUUUUUGUAUUAAUCCAAAAGCUGGUUUGUUAAUCUAAUCACUAUUUUACAUGCUAAUUUUAAUAGUAUCAUUAAAGGUUGUAAAUAUAUUUAUUUUUAGCGUUAUUUUUAGGAUUAACUUUAAUGUUUUUUAUACUAUUGCCAGCUAUAUUUGGAAUUUACGCUUAUAUGACUACAUAUUUGUUUUUAAAAUUAGGUAUAAUUUUUGCAAUAAAC